Molecule: messenger RNA, 846 nt
Organism: Amaranthus tricolor (Joseph's coat)
Lineage: Eukaryota; Viridiplantae; Streptophyta; Magnoliopsida; Caryophyllales; Amaranthaceae
Exons: 1
Coding region: 1-846 (281 amino acids)
Biological process (GO): root development; shoot system development
Source: RefSeq, a predicted model, not a curated record
AUGGCUUACACCUUUUGCCAACCAAUAAGGUGUAUUAGUUUACCAUCUCGAUCUCAUCCAACAACUCUUAAAAUUCAAGAAACUAUAAACAAAUUAAAAUCACGAGUCUCUUGUUGUUCAUCAAGAGUUGAGAAAAUUCAGCUUAAUCUCCUUAAUCUUGUAGAAUUAUAUGCUCAUUUACAAGAAUUAAUCCUUUCUUUUUCGACCCAACAAGGAAACAUUGUUGAAGAAGCCUUAGAAAGCUCGGUUUUACUACUCGAUUCGUGUAGCCAAGCAAGGGACUUAAUCUUAGUGUUCAAAAAUCAAGUAUGUGACUUACAAUCUGCCCUUCGUAGGAAGGGGUACUCCAAUAUUGAUAACGAAAUAAACAUGUACAUGAGAAUGCGAAAAAGGGUUGCCAAAGAUGUUGCGAAAAGUCUUAAGGUGUUGAAACAAGAAGAGGGAAAAUUCGGACUUAAUGCUACUUUACUCGAGAUUAAUGAUCAGUUAUUAAUGAACAUGGUUAUGAUUUUUAGGGAAGUUUAUAGUGUAACAAUUGUUGUUUAUAAGUCGAUAUUUAUGUUAUUGUCUACGAAAACAAAGACAAACGGAUGGUCAUUGAUCGCGAGACUUGUAACAAAAACUUCAGGGGAUGGUUCUAACAACAAGAAGGUUAAGGGAAUCCUUGAUGAGGUUUCUAGGCUUGAUUUAGCCUUGAAUGAUCAUACGAAAAUCGAUGUGAUGCUCGUACGAGACAACAUUGAAGCUCUUAAUGCUAGCUUGCAAGUUCUAGAGGGUGAACUUGGGAUCUUAUUUAGGUGCUUGGUGCAAAAUAGAGCGUCUCUUUUGAACAUUCUUACUCAUUGA